Messenger RNA from Xyrauchen texanus (razorback sucker), 1218 nucleotides. RefSeq names its product neuromedin-K receptor-like. The record is from RefSeq and is a predicted model, not a curated record. The transcript has 5 exons. Bases 1 to 1218 code for a protein of 405 amino acids. Gene Ontology annotation, biological process: G protein-coupled receptor signaling pathway; positive regulation of flagellated sperm motility. NCBI's taxonomy places the organism in Eukaryota, Metazoa, Chordata, Actinopteri, Cypriniformes, Catostomidae. Gene Ontology annotation, cellular component: sperm midpiece; plasma membrane. Gene Ontology annotation, molecular function: tachykinin receptor activity.
AUGACACCACCACAAAACGGAUCUAACAUAACGGCGAACUUUACAAAUCAGUUCGUGCAGCCGCCGUGGCGCGUCGCGCUCUGGUCGGUGGCGUACAGCUCCAUCCUCGCGGUCGCGGUGUUCGGGAAUCUCAUCGUGAUGUGGAUCAUUCUGGCACACAAAAAGAUGCGAACUGUCACCAAUUACUUUCUGCUCAACCUGGCGUUUUCGGACGCGUCGAUGGCAGCCUUCAAUACAUUGAUCAAUUUUGUUUAUGCCACGCACGGUGACUGGUACUUUGGUGAAUCCUACUGCAAAUUUCACAACUUUUUCCCUGUCACCUCCGUGUUUGCGAGCAUUUACUCCAUGAGUGCCAUAGCUGUCGACAGGUACAUGGCCAUCAUUCAUCCCCUGAAACCACGUCUCUCAGCUACAGCCACUAAGGUGAUCAUUGUGUGUAUCUGGGUGCUGGCGGUGGUUUUGGCCUUUCCCCUCUGUUUCUUUUCAACCAUCAAAAAAUUACCCAAGCGGACCAUUUGCUACGUUGCCUGGCCCAGACCUGCAGAGGACCCUUUCAUGUAUCAUAUCAUAGUGGCUGUGCUGGUAUACAUUCUGCCACUUGUGGUAAUGGGUAUUACCUACACUAUCGUUGGGAUGAUGCUAUGGGGAGGAGAAAUACCUGGUGACUCAUCGGACAACUACCAUGGCCAGCUGCGAGCCAAGCGCAAGGUGGUGAAAAUGAUGAUCAUCGUGGUGGUGACCUUUGCCAUCUGCUGGUUGCCAUACCACAUAUAUUUCCUUGUUACUGGCCUGAACAAGCAACUGGUUAGAUGGAAGUUCAUUCAGCAGAUCUAUCUGUCAGUCAUGUGGCUUGCCAUGAGCUCCACCAUGUACAACCCCAUUAUCUACUGCUGCCUGAAUAGCAGGUUCAGGGCCGGCUUUAAACGUGUGUUCCGCUGGUGCCCAUUUGUGCGAGUGUCUGACUAUGAUGAGCUCGAGCUCCGAGCCAUACGGCUCAAAGUAGCGCAUCAGAGCAGCAUGUACACACUCUCACGAAUGGAGACCUCUGUUGCCGCUGUGUGUGACCCCUCAGAGCCUUCUGCCCACCCAGCCCGGAAGAGCCUUCACAACCACCAGCACAAUGGCUCCUCUAACCCUGCCACGAGCAAAGAAGAGACAUAUGCACAAAGUGACUUUGAUGUAAGAUUCAUACUGAUGUAUCAGGCACAGCCAGUGUAA